Messenger RNA from Girardinichthys multiradiatus, 1976 nucleotides. RefSeq names its product pyruvate dehydrogenase complex component X (gene pdhx). Gene Ontology annotation, molecular function: acyltransferase activity. Gene Ontology annotation, biological process: pyruvate decarboxylation to acetyl-CoA. Gene Ontology annotation, cellular component: mitochondrion; pyruvate dehydrogenase complex. The coding region runs from base 29 to 1492 and encodes 487 amino acids. The record is from RefSeq and is a predicted model, not a curated record. Lineage: Eukaryota; Metazoa; Chordata; Actinopteri; Cyprinodontiformes; Goodeidae. The transcript is spliced from 11 exons.
ACGCAUCUCCCCGUCUGAGGACGACAAUAUGGCGGUCUCCUUGCGCCUGGGUCAUCAGGGAGUGUUAUUUGGCCUCAGGUUGUCUCAGUUCAACAAAUUGUUGUGGCCCAGACAGCCGUGUCAGGACCGCGUGAGAUUUUUCUUUCAGUCGCCAUGGGUGCUCGGUGUCAGUCCACUCAAAGUGGAAAUGCCAGCCCUCUCCCCCACCAUGGAGGAGGGGAACAUAGUCAAAUGGCUGAAGAAAGAAGGUGAGCCGGUGGUAGCAGGCGAUGCCCUUUGUGAGAUUGAGACCGAUAAGGCGGUGGUUACCAUGGAAUCCAGCGAUGAUGGUGUUUUGGCAAAGAUAUUGAUGGAAGAGGGUAGUCGCAAUGUGCGCCUUGGUACUCUCAUUGCCCUCAUGGUGGAAGAAGGGCAGGACUGGAAGCAGGUUGAGAUCCCCCCUCCAGAUGCUCCCUCUCCAUCUGCCACAGAUACUGGCAGUGCCUCAACGAUGACCCCUGCUUCUCCAUCUCCAAGCCCUUUGCCAAAACCAAUAACAUCAGGGCUGUUACGUUUGAGUCCAGCAGCGAGACACAUUUUAGGCACCCAUGGCAUUGACCCAAAGUUGGCCACACCCACAGGGCCAAGGGGACUGAUCACUAAAGAAGAUGCAUUGAACCUUUUAAAGAAGUUACCAGCCUCAGAAGCAGCACCGGCUGCCAUGACGACAGCAGCCCCAGUUCCUACCCCAGCAGACCCCAUUCCCCCCCCAGGCAGCAGACCCAACAUCCCUCCCGUAUCUGUCCCUGGAAAACCAGGAGCACCAGGCAAUUUCACUGAGAUCCCUGCCACAACUAUCCGUCGAGUGAUUGCUCAAAGACUGACCGAGUCGAAGACUACAAUCCCACAUGCAUAUGCUUCCAUAGACUGUGACAUGGCUGCUGUCAUGAAGCUCCGCAAAGACCUCGCCAAAGAUCAGAUUAAAGUGUCUGUUAAUGAUUUCAUUAUCAAGGCAGCUGCUGUUACACUUAGAGAUAUGCCGGAAGUAAAUGUGACGUGGUCUGGUGAUGGACCUCAUCCACUAGAUUCAAUCCAUAUCUCAGUGGCUGUUGCUACUGACAGAGGCCUCAUCACACCAAUCAUCAGGGAUGCUGCUAACAAAGGAGUGCAGGAGAUCUCAGCCACUGCUAAGGUGUUGGCCCAGAAAGCUCGAGACGGUAAACUACUGCCUGAGGAGUACCAGGGAGGCUCGUUCAGUAUAUCUAACCUAGGCAUGUUCGGAAUCAGUGGUUUCAGCGCCGUGAUCAACCCUCCUCAGGCCUGCAUCCUCGCCGUUGGCACUUCCAGGACUGAGUUGCAACUAAAUGAAGAUGACCAGACGCUGCGCACGCAACAACUGAUAACUGUUACGUUGUCCAGUGACGGGCGGCUAGUGGAUGAUGAAUUAGCAUCCCGGUUUCUUGAUAAGUUCCGUGCCAACCUUGAGAAACCACAGCGAAUGGCCCUUGCCUGAUAGAAAAACAUAACUUUUAACAUUGUCUUGUUUAAGGCUUACAAGGUGGUGGUGUUCAUAAUGUAAACUGACUGGUUACCACCCAGUUGAAGUGGACUUCUGAAUUCAUGUUAACACGAUACUGGCAUCUGUCUUAAAUAUUGUUGAUUAGGCAAGUUAUCUACCACACAAUCAUUUUAUAUAAAAGGCUCAAUAAGUUUUAAAUACCUCUGUUCCAGGCCUGUGUCAACAAUUAUAAACCUGCAAACGGUCCAACCUCAAAAUGUCAAAAAUUUGUCAAUAUUUAUUACAGAAGAUCUAUUGCAAUGCAGUUUAUGCUAUGGUUAAAUCCAUGAGCUGUUGUUGCUAAAUUUACCAACAUACUAAGUUGUUAAUGUUUCCUUUCAAUAUUUAAAAUAAUUAUCACUGACAAGUUCUUUUAGUCCAUAUGUAUUUAAACUAAGGUGUUGGUGACUUGUGUCAAUAAAACACUGUUCAACCUUUA